Heterocephalus glaber (naked mole-rat) is the source of this 2361-nucleotide messenger RNA. RefSeq names its product phospholipase A2 group IIE (gene Pla2g2e). Gene Ontology annotation, molecular function: calcium ion binding; phospholipid binding. NCBI's taxonomy places the organism in Eukaryota, Metazoa, Chordata, Mammalia, Rodentia, Bathyergidae. Gene Ontology annotation, biological process: arachidonate secretion; lipid catabolic process; phospholipid metabolic process. The record is from RefSeq and is a predicted model, not a curated record.
CUUGGUUCUUGCCUCUGGUUCUGCCCAGUGGAACCGUGGAAAUGACAGGCUUGGUACUGGGCCCUCCCAGGCUGGGGGAAAUGAAGUCUCCCUGUCUCUCUGUGUCUCAGUUGCUGAAUUGGUAAAAUAGGACUGAGGAAGAAAUGCCAAGAAUGAAAAGCACAGCGCAGCCAUGGAUGGCCCCCGGGCUCAGGCCGUGGAAGGCUCUUCUGCCCCCUCCUCACUCCCCUCCAGGAUGAGACCUCCCCCUGUCCUGACCUUCCUUUUCGUCCUGGUGGCUCUGGCCAGUGGGAACCUGGUCCAGUUUGGGAUGAUGAUCGAAAAGAUGACAGGGAAGUCAGCACUGCAGUACAAUGACUAUGGCUGCUAUUGUGGUCUUGGUGGUGCCCACUGGCCUGUGGACCAGACUGAUUGGUGCUGCCAUGCCCAUGACUGCUGCUAUGGGCGAGUGGAGAAGCUGGGCUGUGAACCCAAAAUGGAGAAGUAUCUCUUCUCUGUCAACCAGGGUAGCAUCGUCUGUGCCGGCAGGACCGCCUGCCAGAGGCAGACCUGCGAGUGUGACAAGAAGGCUGCACUCUGCUUUCACCACAACCUGGACACCUUCGACCGCAAAUAUGUCAAUUACCCCAACAAGCUGUGCACGGGACCCACCCCACCCUGCCCAUCUCCUCAGCCCAGCCUCUGGCUGCCAUAAAUCCCAGGCCAGGGGAAGCUCAGAACCAAAGCCCUCCCUCUGGAAAACUCCUUUCCUGCAAACUUGGCCCUCCCACGAUGCUCCCAGGCUGUGGCUUCCUGGGCCACCCUUUCUCUCCAGGAAGAGCCCCAGGAGCCAUGGGAUUCUCUGGUACCCAUAAAAUUCCCUAGCCGCCCCCCCCAGGAUCCUGGUUCCCUCUUCUGAAUAAAUGCAUAAUAUUUCCCCAUAAUUUCCCUAAUAUUCUUUGAUUCUCAGAUUCUGAUACCCUAGGAUUUAGUGCCUGCAGUUUCAUUCAUUCAUAUUUUGAGCACCUACCUUGUGCCACCCCCAUGCUAGACGCUGGAACACAGUGGGAACAAGUCUGGCAUGAUGGCCCUGCCUACAAUGCCAACUUUAAGUCCUUUUACUUUUCCACAACAGUAAGUUUCUGUGGCUCUUUUUUCCUAACCUUCUACAAUCUUACCCAAGACAACCAUGCCAAUUUCUGGGAGGAAUAUUUCUGGUUUAAUGUGAAAAGAAGGAAAAAUAUCAACCUAAAAAUAUUGUCCCCACUGUCAUCAGGCCUCAGAACACUCCCACCGGCAAAAACUGCUUUAGAGCGAUCUUAUCUUAUCCAAACCACUUUGUCAAUGACAGACAUCUGGGAGUCAGGGGGGAUGUCCUAUGGAGUAGUACCCUCACCCCAAGUCCUUCAUUUCUUCAAAAAAGUAGCAUCAGCCACCAACAUUCUACAGUUGUCACUUUGGAGAGACCAGAUGGGUCUCACAGUUUUCACCUGCUGUAAGCAGAUGCAGCUGGGUCAGACUCUUGACAGGGAGAAGGAGAGUUCAACAGCACUAAAGGAUUCCCACCAGGAGGCACACAGCCUACUCUGGAAGUGAUGUGCUUUGGCAGGUUUUACUCCUAACUACAGCUACAGCAGCUCCACGAGCUACAAUCUGAACCUACUUAAUGAGACAAAGGAUGUCAAAUGCACUGUGCUGGGCAAAGCUCACAGCCCAAGCCCAGUAAACAUGGUCUUCCCUCAUCCUUCUCAUUACCUGUGCUCAACAGUCAGGACUAAGAAAUCAAAGGGAUGCUUUGUCAUGAACUUCAAAAGGCAAAGAAGCUCCGUGUUAACAAGUGAAGUUGGGGAUGGACGUGUGCAUGUGCUUUUGCUGCUGUGACUCCAAUCACUGGAAGGCGGUGUCUUAGAGCAAAAAUGGCUUACACGGAGGAGUAUGACACGCAUUUGUCAGGAAAAGUGGUCCUGAGGCGCCCUCUGGUGUCCAUUUUAGACAGAACCCUGAAUUUGUCUUACACCUGGAUUUCCUUUCAGGGAGUGGGCAGUGUGCUUCUGGGCUAGAUAAACUUCUGGGUGUGCAUUUUCAAUAAUAAAUAUGCUGAGAGAUCACCAAAAGAAUGCCUUGCAACAACCUUGGGAUGAUGGUUUCUACCCAAAAAUAAGAAACUCAAGGAAACACUGAUGUAGGUGGAUGGAGAGGUUCUUUCUGGGCAAGGUGGACUUCAGGUAUAAUAGGAGGAAUACCUGGUGAUCUUAUAAUUGUGGAACUGUUCAACAAACCAAAAAUUACAAGUUAGGAACCAGAACUCCAUGUGGACUCUUAUUUUCUCCCCAACCAAGCUGUGGGCUGCUUGGCCACAGACCAGUCUUAUGCUGUGUUUUU